AUGGCGGCGCUGCCAGAGAUACAGAAAGCGAUCCGAUGGCAUCCCCCCUCAUACGAUAUACGGGUGGAAGAUAUUCCCAUUCCAAGCCUUGAACAGCCUGAUGAUGCGAUCAUCAAGAUCAAGCUUGCUGGACUAUGCGGAAGCGACCUGCAUAUCUAUCGUGGUCACGAAGAUGUUCACGAGGAACUUGUCUGUGGGCAUGAGUUUAUCGGAACAGUAGUUGCGCUCGGCAGCAAUUUCUCUCCUUCUCACGCGAAAGGGAGACCGCAACUAUAUUCAACGCUAAAAAUAGGGGACGAAGUGAUAAGUCCUUUCACAGUGUCGUGUGGGGAAUGUCACUUUUGCCGCGUGGGCUUUACGUGCAGAUGCAUACACUCAAAGUUGUUCGGAAUUCAUGAUCUGCCGGGAGGUCAAGCGCAAUAUGUUCGCGUGCCCAAAGCCGGUGGGACACUCUUUCGCAUCCCCGGUGGUCGCACCGGCGUCCACGACGCCUCGUAUCUCCUACUCGGUGAUAUUUUACCGACGGGGCUUUUUGCGGUAAUGCAGCUGUUGCAGAACCAGAAGAUUGCGCCGAUGCUGCAAGGAAAAUCGUGGCCGUUGAACGCUUGGCCUUUCCACCCUAGCAAUACCAAAGAAGCAUACGGGGCCGAGCUUCUUUCCUCUCUUCCUCUCCUAGAGAAAGAUCGGUCGCUCACGAUCGCCGUCGUGGGCCUCGGACCCGUCGGAAUCUGUGCAUUUGUCAGCCUUCUGGAUGCUAUCUCGGAGACAUCGCGCCCUUGCCCCGUUCGGCUGGUUGCCGUCGAUCCUCUGCAUAGUAGGAGGGAAAAAGUGCAAAAAAUACACGAUGCCAUGGAUGUCAAGUAUAGGCUGGGACAAAAUGACCUAGUCAUCGCGUCUAUUGAAGAUGCACCCGGGGUAGUGGAGAAAUGGACGGAUGGCGUAGGCUGUAAUGGAAUCCUAGAGGUCGUUGGGAAUAACAGUGCUCUGAGUCUCGCUUACGAUCUCGUUCGACCUUUCGGAAUCAUAUCUUCGGUCGGCGUGCAUCAAGGCCCGCCAUUACCGUUCACCGGUCGCCAAGUGUAUGAUAAAAACGUCUCCUUUGAUUUUGGGCGGUGCCCGGUACGUGCGCUCUUCCCACUCGCGUCCGAAGUGCUCUCCAGACACCUUGGCAUUUUCGGGAGCGUCGGUCAAGGUCAAAGCCUCGUUGAGCGUAUCGUUGGUUUUGAUGAGGCUGCACGCUGGUAUGAGGAGUUCGAUAAGGGACGGUGCGGCAAGGUAGUCUUUGAUCCUUGGAAAUGA
This is a messenger RNA of Punctularia strigosozonata HHB-11173 SS5, 1299 nucleotides long. RefSeq lists its product as uncharacterized. NCBI's taxonomy places the organism in Eukaryota, Fungi, Basidiomycota, Agaricomycetes, Corticiales, Punctulariaceae. The transcript is spliced from 8 exons. The record is from RefSeq and is a predicted model, not a curated record. The coding region runs from base 1 to 1299 and encodes 432 amino acids.